Molecule: messenger RNA, 342 nt
Organism: Danaus chrysippus (African queen)
Lineage: Eukaryota; Metazoa; Arthropoda; Insecta; Lepidoptera; Nymphalidae
Source: the annotation of a GenBank genome assembly
AUGGGUCACGUGGCGCAAUCCAUGGCUUCCGGUGGUCAUCCUGAGGGUGGCAGUCUGGCUAGGCUGCAGAGACUUGCAGCGAGCAGGCAGGCCGCGCUCAUGGAGAGUGUGUGCAGCGAGUCCUGGCAGCGUCUGGUAGAAAAGAUCCAGUCCCGCAACCAGCGCCUGGCUGCUGCUGGCGAGAUCCAUCGCGACGCCGGGGACCUGCUGGCGCGGGCCCGGGAGCGCCGGACCCGCCUCGCCCCGCCCCCCGCGCCCCGCGACCUGCGCGCCGCCACCGCCCUCUUGAGGGACCACGACGCAGCCGAGAACGAUAUGGUCGCUAUAGACGCGCAGACUUGA